Molecule: messenger RNA, 670 nt
Organism: Fundulus heteroclitus (mummichog)
Lineage: Eukaryota; Metazoa; Chordata; Actinopteri; Cyprinodontiformes; Fundulidae
Product: transmembrane 6 superfamily member 1-like
Biological process (GO): regulation of lipid metabolic process; lipid homeostasis
Cellular component (GO): endoplasmic reticulum-Golgi intermediate compartment membrane; endoplasmic reticulum membrane
Source: RefSeq, a predicted model, not a curated record
GCCCAGCACGCUCAGACCAUGAAGCUAAUCUGGCGACCCUUGGACCUGAUCCUGGUGGUGCUGCUGGCAGCAGCCAUGGCCUUCACCAUCCUCAGAGGCCUGGUGGCUCUGGACUCUCCGCUUGAAGCCUGCUCAAUAUAUCUGAGUCAGUAUGAACCCUACCUGAAGGAUCCUGUGGGCUACCCCAAGGUCAUGAUGCUGCACUUGUUCUUUUAUGGGCUGCCUCUGCUGGGUGCCUUUCUAUAUGGCCUCCUCAAACCUGGAUGCACGUGGAUGCCAGACUGGACAAUAUUCUUUGCUGGUGCCAUGAUCCAGUGCCAGUGGGCCCACAUCGGGGGGUCCCUCCACCCUCGCACCACAGCUCCAUUUCGUAUCCCGAAUGAUGCUUUCUGGACGGUGUUGGGAGCCAACCUGCUCUACGCGGCCGUUCCGGUCAUGGUGGCCAUGCGGGUUCACAGUAACCCUUAUUUCUUCCUAAAAAUCGCCCCUUUUCCUGGGCAGACCGGUUUGCCAAACAGCGAGGAGAAAGACACCAAGUACAAAGAUAAAUAAAUCCGCUUUCGCGCUGACCUUUGGAGAUAAUCACUUAUGCCAAGGUUCACGAAGAGCUGUUUUAUCACAAAUGUCAUACUUGAAAAUUCCAAAAUAAAAGAUUAUUUUGCUCAAAAUG